GUAACAAAGCCUCCUGUUCCUUUAACGCCGCUCACGUUGCACUGCAGGCUGGGUCUCUCCUGCAUGCUGUCUGUCAGCUGAGGCUAAAGCUUUGCAAACAUCGCUUCCUAACUUGUCAAACUCACCUUUUCAACACCACCAAUUCAUUGAAAUCCGCCUAACAACGAACUAAGUAACAGCCAAGUGAUAUAAACCCAUCGUUUCCUUUGAUAGCUUGUAGCUACUGGAGACUCGCCUCUCUGUGAGCCACACCAAGAGAACAUAACUUAAGUAUAUUCAGUUAUAUUAUAAAUAUUUUUUGCUUUUUGGGGGUAUUCAACCCAACCUUCAGUCUUGACAAUGACAGAAGAACUUGAGCAGAUCCUCCUCCAAAUGACACAGCCUGACAACGCCGUUAUUCAGCAGGCCACAAUCCAGCUGAAGCAUGCCUUUAAAGACCCAGGCAUCAUCCCUGCCCUUUGUGCUGUCAUGAGUGGCUCCCAAAACACUCAGGUCCGUCAGUCGGCUGCGGUGAUGCUGAGGCUGAGAGUGAAGAAACGGUGGAUAAAGAUAAGCCCAGCUGACAGAGAAAGCCUCAAGGUGGUGGUGUUGCAGGCGUUCAUGCAAGAGACAGAACACACAGUGCAGCACUCGCUGUCUCAAUUGUGCGCGGUCAUGGUCAAACACGAGACGCCCGACAGCUGGCCCGCCCUGCUGGAGCUCCUCAAUAAAUCUACCAAGAGUGUUGACCCGCAUGACAGACAGGUCGGACUCCUGCUUCUUAACAAGGUGAUCGAGUCCAACCCUGAGCCUUUCCAGCCUCACUACUGCCAGCUGUUGAAGCUCUUCAGCACCGUGCUGAAGGACCACAACAAUCCCACUGCCCUCUACUACUGCAUCCUCACCCUCACCGCCAUAACGACCUACACGGGCACAGAACACAUGAACCAAAUGCGCGCCAUCAUCCCCAGUGUGAUCGAAGCUCUAAAACAUCUCAUUAAAGCCGAUCAGAGCCAAGCCAGCGACGCCAUGGAGGUGUUCAACGAGCUGAUGGAGAGCGAGGUGUCCAUCAUUGUGCCUCACGUUGCCGACGUGGUUGGCUUCUGCUUAGAAGUGGGCAGUGACCCCACACUGACUGACUCCCUGCGAGUUAAAGCUCUCUCUUGCAUUUCCUUCCUCAUCAAGUUAAAGAGCAAGGCGGUGCUGAAGCAGAAACUGCUGCUUCCAAUUCUGCAGGUCAUCUUCCCCAUUUUGACUGCAGCGCCACCGCCUGGAGAGGAGGACCCGGAAGAUGCGGAAGAUGAAGAUGGAGACGGCACAGACAAUGACAGUCCCAAACAUUGUGCUGCUCAGAUUAUUGACACUAUGGCGCUCCGUAUGCCUCCAGAGAAGCUCUUCCAACAUCUGAUGCCACUGACUCAGACCUGCUUUGCCAGUGAUGAUCCCUAUCAGAGGAAGGGGGGCCUCAUGUGUCUCGCUGUGCUGGCUGAAGGAUGUGCAGAUCAUAUACGCACCAAGAUGCUGUCGUCAGUGCUGCAGACAGUUUGCCAAAGUCUUUCUGAUAAUAAUCAGGUGGUGCGCAGCGCCGCCCUCUUUGCCUUGGGACAGUUCUCUGAACAUUUACAGCCAGAGGUUAGUAAAUAUUGUGAAGAGUUGAUGCCUUUGCUGCUGGGCUACCUUUCCUCCUUGAACCAGGCCAAAGUUGGCCAUGUCACUAAGGCUUUUUACGCGCUGGAGAACUUUUUGGAGAACUUGGGAGCAGAAAUUGAACCCUACCUUCCCACACUGAUGGACACGAUGUUGUCUGCCCUCAACAGCUCGGACAGCUUGAAAAUCAAAGAGCUCACUGUGUCUGCCAUUGGCGCCAUAGCCAAUGCUGCCAAGGAGCUGCUGGUUCCUUACUUCCCUCCAGUGAUUGAAAGCCUAAAGGGCUUCCUGACCACCACCACAGAGGAAAUGAGGGCUCUGCAAACCCAAUCUUUGGACACUCUCUCUGUGCUUGCACGGACCAUUGGCAAAGAUGUCUUCAGCCCUCUUGCUGCUGAGUGCGUUCAACUGGGCCUGAAACUCACAGACUCUAUAGAUGACCCCGACCUAAGACGCUGCACGUACAGUCUGUAUUCAGCUGUGUCUACAGUCAGCCCUGAGUGUCUAACUCCUCACCUCCCUCCCAUUACAACCAUCAUGCUACUUGCCCUUAAGUCCAAUGAAGGCAUCACAGCACACAUCGGGGAGGACAAGACGUUUGUCCUGCUGGACGACGACGAUGACGACGAUGCCAAGGAAGAGGAAAAAGAAGAAUUUCUGGAAGAGGAGCCCGAGACGGAUAUCCACGAUGUUGCAGGGUUCAGUGUGGAGAACGCCUUCAUUGACGAGAAAGAGGAUGCCUGUGAUGCGCUGGGAGAGCUUGCCUUCAACACCGGUCUUGUUUUCCAGCCCUUCCUGGAGUCGAGCUUUCAGCAAGUUUUCGAGUUAAGAGACUAUCCACAUGAGGAUGUUCGCCGAGCAGCGUUUGGGGCCCUGGGCCAGUUCUGCAGAGCACAGCACAAAGUGUGGAAAGAGAAUCCCAGUGAAUUUAACCAACAAGCUUUACUGAAGAUGCUAGAUGUGGUGCUGCCAUGCUUCUUGGAGACGGUGCGCUCAGAGCCCGAGCGCCAAGUUGUGAUGGCAAUCCUGGAAACUAUGAAUGCUGUCCUAAAGUCCUGUAAGGAGGAGGCUUUCAAGGACCCCACGCGCCUCAAGGAGAUCAGCCAUGUUAUCCGCGAUGUACUUAAGAAGAAGACAGCAUGUCAGGACAGUGAUGAUGCUGAUGAUGAAGAGCAACAGGCGGAGUACGACGCCAUGCUCCAAGAGUUUGCGGGUGAAGGCAUCCCCUUACUAGCCGCCUACGUGCCGGCGGACAGCUUCGCUCCUUUCCUCAAUGACUUGCUGCCUCUCAUCAUGAUCAAAACUAAAGUAUCAUGUACCGUGGCAGAAAAGUCCUUCUCUAUCGGCACACUUGGGGAAAUUCUUCAGGCUCUUAUCAGCUCUCCUGGAGGUCAAGGACUGGCUGGCAGACUCUCCAAAAGACUUCUCCCAGUCUUUGUAGCCGGAGUGAAGGACGGCGAUGCAGAGGUCCGCAACAACAGCGUGUUCGGACUGGGAUGUCUUGCCCAAGCAGGUGGUCCUACCCUCAUCCCGGAUUACCCCAUGAUGCUGUCGGUCUUUUCCAACCUGCUGUCCAAAGAGUCCGACCGCAGGGUGAUCGACAACUUGUGUGCUGCCCUUUGCAGGAUGAUCCUCAGCAACAUAGACAUAGUCCCGCUGGAGCAGGUUGUCCCAGCUCUGGUGGCUCGUCUUCCUCUGAAAGAGGACUUGGAAGAGAACCAGACGGUGUAUAGCUGCCUGGCCUUGCUGUACUCACACAGUCCUGCUCUGAUGGUGACGCUAAUGAAACCAAUAAUCAGCUCAACCUGUCACGUGCUCGGCAACAAAGAGGUUGAUGAAGAUACGCAGCGAAUGCUGGCAGCGUUUUUGAAGCAAAUCGCUCAGCAGCACGCAGCGGACUUCCAAGGAGCUGCGACGUCUCUUCCACCAGAGCAGCAGGCUCAUCUCAGCGCGGUCAUUGGUAGCUCUUAAUUCCUACAGCAAAAGUUAACAUUUUCAGUUCCAUUUUAUACCAGCGGAAGAACCUCCCCCCCAAGUAUAGAGUAUAACUUGACAACAGAAGUUUGUGCCACUAAUGUAUUUGUUUUAUUACGAUAAGCAUUACCUCUAAACUGUCACAUCAGCCACCACAUUUAUGAAAAAUUAUUUAAUCACCUCUGUAAGUGCUAUUUAACUACCAAACUACAUUUUCUAUAAGGAAUGCAAUACCCAAAUUUUGGGCAAGUUUGCUUUUUAUUACAUUAUAUUCUAGUAAAUACAGAAGGCUUGGAUAUGAAUUAUGUCACAACAUCUCAGAUCUUUAGUUCAGUGUUAAGGGUCGGAUGAGAAAAGAAGCCUCUUCAGUCAUAGUGACAUAUUAUGAUGUAGAUGUCUGAAUUAAACCCAACACCCUGUGUUCCAAUUAGUAACAUGAAUAAACACACAUUUUCUCAA
Molecule: messenger RNA, 4059 nt
Organism: Nerophis ophidion (straightnose pipefish)
Lineage: Eukaryota; Metazoa; Chordata; Actinopteri; Syngnathiformes; Syngnathidae
Gene: ipo4
Product: importin 4
Exons: 30
Coding region: 340-3597 (1085 amino acids)
Biological process (GO): protein import into nucleus
Cellular component (GO): cytoplasm; nucleus
Molecular function (GO): nuclear import signal receptor activity; small GTPase binding
Source: RefSeq, a predicted model, not a curated record